Messenger RNA from Teleopsis dalmanni, 1972 nucleotides. Its product is annotated as T-complex protein 1 subunit epsilon-like. Lineage: Eukaryota; Metazoa; Arthropoda; Insecta; Diptera; Diopsidae. Gene Ontology annotation, cellular component: chaperonin-containing T-complex. The transcript has 4 exons. The record is from RefSeq and is a predicted model, not a curated record. The coding region runs from base 127 to 1752 and encodes 541 amino acids. Gene Ontology annotation, molecular function: ATP hydrolysis activity; ATP-dependent protein folding chaperone; ATP binding. Gene Ontology annotation, biological process: protein folding.
GCUGCCGGUGGAAUUUUGUAGUAAAACAUUAUUUGUCUGUGGCGUAAGUUUGUUCGUGAUCUAAGCAAAGGUGGAUAUUAAUCUGUGUGAAUCCUGUAAUCUAUUGAAAAUCGCGAGUUUUGAAAAAUGAACGCCUUCCCAGGUACUUUUGCUUUUGAUGAAUAUGGUCGGCCUUUUAUUAUAUUGCGGGACCAGGAGCAACAAAAACGGAUUACAGGCACAGAAGCUAUUAAGAGCCACAUCUUAGCUGCCCGCCAAAUUGCUUCCACCAUAAAAACUUCUUUGGGUCCCAAAGGUUUAGAUAAAAUUAUGGUAACUGCUGAUGGUGAUAUUACUGUCACCAAUGAUGGCGCUACAAUAAUGAAAAUGAUGGAAGUUGAUCAUGAGAUUGGCAAACUUAUGGUACAAUUGUCUCAGUCGCAAGAUGAUGAGAUCGGUGAUGGUACUACUGGUGUUGUGGUCUUGGCUGGUGCACUGCUGGAACAGGCAGAGAGUCUGUUAGAUCGCGGCAUCCACCCAAUACGUAUUGCUGAUGGUUUUGAAUUAGCUGCACAGUGUGCUGUCAAGCAAUUAGAAUCAAUAGCAGAACCUUUUCCCGUUGAUCCUAAAAAUAAGGAACCACUUAUACAGAUUGCUAUGACUACAUUAGGGAGCAAAAUUGUUAAUAAAUGUCAUCGUCAGAUGGCUGAAAUGGCAGUAGAUGCUGUGCUAAAUGUUGCUGAUAUCGAAAAGAAGGAUGUGAAUUUCGAAUUGAUCAAAAUUGAAACGAAAGUCGGUGGACGUAUGGAAGAUUCAAUGUUGGUCAAAGGUGUUGUAGUUGAUAAGACAAUGAGUCACGCUCAAAUGCCAAAGGAACUGAAAAAUGUGAAACUCGCUAUACUUACCUGCCCAUUUGAACCACCAAAACCCAAAACAAAACAUAAGUUGGAUGUUAAGUCUGCCGAAGAGUAUCGUGCAUUGCGUGAAUAUGAGCAGGAAAAAUUCACGGAAAUGGUUAAGCAAGUCAAGGAUGCUGGUGCUACUUUAGCCAUUUGUCAAUGGGGUUUCGAUGAUGAAGCUAAUCAUUUAUUGUUACAACACGACUUACCCGCUGUACGCUGGGUAGGUGGACCUGAAAUCGAACUUAUUGCUAUUGCUACUGGUGGAAGAAUCGUGCCGCGUUUUGAAGAGCUUACUGCAGAGAAACUAGGCACAGCUGGUUUAGUUAGAGAAUUAGCUUUCGGUACUUCUAAGGAUAAAAUGUUGGUUAUUGAAGAGUGCAAAAAUUCAAAAGCUGUUACCAUAUUUUUACGUGGAGGUAAUGCUAUGAUUAUUGCUGAAGCCAAACGUUCAAUACAUGAUGCCAUUUGCGUAGUACGGUCUUUGGUUAAGGAUUCCCGUAUUGUUUAUGGUGGCGGUGCAGCUGAAAUUAGUUGCUCUCUUGCUGUUGCUAAACAAGCUGAUCAAUUAUCUACUUUGGAACAGUAUGCUUUCCGCGCAUUCUCUGUAGCUUUGGAAAAUAUACCAUUAGCUUUGGCUGAAAAUAGUGGUUUACAUCCAAUUGAAACAUUAUCAGAGCUGAAAUCUCGUCAAAAUGCCGAAAAUCGCCCAAGUAUUGGCGUUGACUGUAUGUUAACUGGAAAUUCAGAUAUGAAACAUCAUAAUGUUGUUGAAUCCUUGCAUUCCAAGAAACAACAAAUACUAUUAGCAACGCAACUCGUCAAAAUGAUACUUAAAAUUGAUGAUGUUCGCUCCAAAAAUAAUGGACAAUAAAUAGAUCAAAUCAUUUUCACACCCACACAUAACAGAAUAUCACAAGCAUUAGAAAAAUGCUUUCAAAUUGCUUCACUUUUAUUUUUAUUUUAUUUUCUCAACAUAACAUUUUCUAAUACUGUUUAAAAGUAAGAUAUUUAAUGUUUAGUUCCGAAACUAUUUCAUUGCGAGUAUUAUUCGCAAAAUCAUUAUUAAUCGCUUAAUAAAAACUAUUAAUUUA